Messenger RNA from Aspergillus bombycis, 1104 nucleotides. RefSeq names its product transcription activator HAP2 (gene hapB). Gene Ontology annotation, cellular component: CCAAT-binding factor complex. Lineage: Eukaryota; Fungi; Ascomycota; Eurotiomycetes; Eurotiales; Aspergillaceae. Gene Ontology annotation, biological process: regulation of transcription by RNA polymerase II. Gene Ontology annotation, molecular function: DNA-binding transcription factor activity, RNA polymerase II-specific; RNA polymerase II cis-regulatory region sequence-specific DNA binding. Bases 1 to 1104 code for a protein of 367 amino acids. The record is from RefSeq and is a predicted model, not a curated record. The transcript has a single exon.
AUGGAAUACCCUCCACAAUAUCAACAGCCUCAUGGCCAACACCCGCAUGCCCCCUCCCACAUCGCUGCCCCGUAUCAGACCGCACCCCAGAACCCAGGCUCAACGGUGGGUUCGAUGACCUCUCCCACCAAUCCCCAGGCACAUAUGCAGCAAGCCCAUCCUACGCAUCAGGCAUCUCCCAUUGUACCAUCGCAGCCUCACUACCAACAGGCACAAAAUGCGCCGGGCUCGGUACACCAGCAGAUGAACUUUCCUCAAUCGUACGGGGUAACUACAGCGAUGCCCCAGACGUAUGGCAUCUCGCCAACCCAGGCGGCUGCUAUGGCUACUGCGGCGGCGUCUGGACAAUUCUACCCACUGCAUCAGGACUCAAUGGCUGGCCAAAUGCCUCAAGGGCCUCGUGGCUCGCCACGUAUGGCUGGAGUGCAACAGGUGAAGAACGAGCGGAAUCCACGCUCUCCACCACAGAUGCCAGGACAAAUGCCUUCCAUGAGUUCGCAAGUACAGAUGCAACAGAAUGCUCAGAUGCAGCAGCGUCGCAUGAGCCAUGUGGGUAGCCCCCAUGUUCAAACUGCUCAACCGGUCCUUAGUCAUGUUGGUCGGCCUUCAGUACCUCCACCUAUGCCGCCCCCACCUCAGCCUGCGGUGCAGCAAAAUCAACCUUCCCCAGAGAUGGCUGUUGGCGCCGUAGAGGAGUCCCCUCUUUACGUCAAUGCAAAGCAAUUCCACCGCAUUUUGAAACGGCGCGUUGCUAGACAAAAAUUGGAGGAACAACUCCGACUCACGUCCAAGGGCCGUAAGCCAUAUUUGCAUGAGUCGCGUCAUAAUCAUGCCAUGCGGCGGCCACGCGGCCCUGGUGGUCGAUUCCUGACGGCAGAUGAAGUCGCUAACCUGGAGAAGAAAAAUACCGCGGGUGGGCAAGAGAAUAUCGAUAGCAAGCCGACCGGUGAGAACCCUCCGUCGGCACAGAAAAGAAAAUCUAGUGAUGUUAACGAUGAGAACACGAACUCAGCGAAGAAAGCGAAGACUAGCGCCGCGAAAACGAGCACCAGCGCUGAGGAGAGUGAACAUGAAUCCGCCGAACCAUCUGAUGAAGAUGGUUGA